CUGAUAACAUUGAGUACGAUCUAUGAGAAAACGGUAAGGUUAGCGUACAUUUUCAGAUUCUACAUACUAAAUGCCAUUUCGGAUACAUAUGGCAAGUUUAUGUGUCUCAGAAUAUAAACGUCCAACAACAACACCUUUAUAUUUCCAUUAGAAAAUAUAGGAGCUGGUAGGAUUCUAUUUUAUAUCUUACGUAGUAUAUUACUUACUCUAUGGCGAGUAGUAGAUUCUAAACACAUUUUUUGGCAACGCUCACACAAAUGUCAAAAUAAAUAACGUUCGCGCAAGACAACAGUACAACGCUUGUUGUCCAGGUUUUCCAAGUAUUUAUAACAAAAACCAACGUUAACAGGAUUUUACUAAGUGAAUUAACCCAGUGUGAUGUGAGCUUAUACACCAGUGAAAUAGUACCAGAGUGUUUGGAUGGGCGUUGGACGUGGAACGUCAAUUAGCUUUGAUGACUCAAUAUACAGUGAAACACAAUGGGAACACAACACUAUAUUAUCCUAUUGACUAUACUACUGUGUAUGAGAUAUUGUGCGUGCGACCGUGGUGACUAUCUGGGCUGCUACCGUUUAAAGAUCGAGGUGGUGCUGAACACCCAUACCGGCCAGUCGGUGGACGUGUGCCUGACGGCUUGCGAACAGGUAUACUAUAGAUAUGCUAUAAUCGAUAAAGAAGCCACGUGCUUCUGCGGAAAUGUGCCCGGUGAGUUCCAAAUACCGACAGAGACGUGUAACAACCCAUGUCCGAAGAACGCGUCGCAAAUCUGUGGCGGCGACAACGCCACCAGCGUCUACGACACUGACGUGACCACUCCGGGGCCGCCGGCGUCGAUCGAUAUCGCUAAUAUCACGGAGACUACCCUCAGGCUUCGCUGGUCGUCGCCUAGUGCUUAUUCUUCCAUAACUGGGUAUGUAAUAAGAGCCUUAGUUCUGCAAACAUAUGCUGACUUCGCUUUGCCGCCGUUGGAGUGGAGGAUGUCAAACAACACUUUCUUCACAGAGCUUCUCAACCUACAUCCUGGGUCUGUUUACAAUAUUAGUGUGGCAGCUCUCAAUUAUGAUAAAGAAGGAUCAAGUAUAAUGUCUACUAUUGAAACUGUUAUUGGCACACCAGAUCCCAGCCCUCCUGACAUAGAAAUUAGGGAGCGAAGGGGUGAUAGAAUGUCCAUACACAUUCCAGAAGCUAAGAAUGUGAAUGGUCCUGUGUCUAUGUAUAGGAUUGUGGUCUCUAUUGAGUUAUAUCAACAAGGCUUUAUAGUUGACAACUUAGGCAACUAUUCUUUCGCCACAGACCAGGGCCUACCUUACUAUAUUACUGCAGAAUUGGAUCCCGAUGACAUAAAGAAUGACUUCAUCAUAGGUGACAGACAUGUUUACAAUGGUUUCUAUAAUGCUCCUUUACCCCUGACCAAUGAUAUUGACAUAUCUCUGGGAAUACUCAGUGAGAAGAAUCACGUUAGAAAAAUUAGGUAUGCAGAGUCAACCAAAAAGAUUAUUUUAAAUAUAAAUGAGCCUGAAGAUAUUUCCCCAUUGGUGGUGGCUCUGGGUGCUGCCAUAGCUAUUGGAGUGGUGUUGUUAUUGAUUGGUAUAGGACUACUUAUUAUUCUACGCAAGAGAAUACAAUUGGCAAGAAUCCAAAGGGGAUCUCAGUCAAUGCCUCUAAGUCUCAGUGAACCUUGUGUUGAAAUUGAGAAUUCAGGCUUCAUACAAGAUGAGGAUGAAAGGGUUGACUAUUAUGGUAAUUUGAAACGCAAAUUGUGGAACAUACCUAGAAAUUUAAUUGAUAUUGACAUAUCCUGUGUUGUUGGUCUGGGCAGCUAUGGGAAAUUCACUAAAGGGAAAGUUCAACAACAUGGUGCUCAGACCAUUGGCUUAGUUCAAGUCAUUGCUGAUAGAGAACUGGAGAAGACUGAUAGAAAGAUGAUGCUGCAGGAACUGGACCUACUUAUCAAAUCCAGUGAACAUGAGAAUGUGAUCUCACUUAUUGGCAUCUGUGAGACCGCUACCACAUUAUUUGUGGUGCUGGAAGAUCCUAAGCAGUCAUUAAAAGAUUUCCUGCUACAGAGCAGGCAUAGAGAUUUGCAGAACAACAAAUUUUGUCUUGUACCAGAGAGUAGGGUCCUGCAUAUCUGCCUCGAUGUCGCGCGUGGAAUGGAAUACUUACAUGCGAAGAAGAUAGUGCAUAAGCGUCUGUGCUGUCGAAAUGUGAUGAUGAGCGACACAGGCGUCGUGAAGGUCGCAGGCUUCGGUCUCUCGCACAUGAGGCCGCUGCACGAGUCGCCCGACUACACCCGGUGGACUUCACAUGAGAUGCUGCGGCAGACGAGAUACCACCCGAAAGCGGACGUGUGGUCUUUCGGCUGCUUAAUGUGGGAGGCUUUGACGUUAGGAGCAACCCCAUACUCACACUCGGGAAACAAGGAGGUCGCGGGCAGGAUACUUCGAGGGAUGCGUCCCUCCCAACCAUCGUAUGUGGGUGAUGAACUGUUCCAAUUGUGUUUACAGUGCUGGCAAGUGGAUCCUGAAGAGAGGCCCUCCUUCACCUCCAUGUUGCAUGAACUGAGGCCGCUCACGGAGGGUCCUGGCAGUAGGAAUCUCAGCUUCACUCAUUACAAUAGCUUUAACUACGAACCUUACGUGCCGGAGUACGAAAUUAUAUCAUAGUGUAACCAAAUGUAUAGGGCCAUAGCAAUUAGCAUCCAAAGAGUGACAGUGUUAAGUCUGCAAAGGUGGUGAAGGAUUUGUGCCUGCAAUUUGUUAGUUUUCGCUUUUUUGUGACGUGGAUUGCUGUUCCGAAAAUUCAUUGUUAUGUCACAUUCAUUUUAUGAAUUUUAUGUAAGUACAGAAUAAGUGUAGGGCCUUAAUUUGUCCGGUGAUGAAUUCUGAUUCCUGAGGCCAGCAGGCCGCAACUACGCGUCGAAUUUUUGGAGUAGCCACCCAGACGUAAUAUUUAUUUAUACUUAAAUCCUUUGUAUUGAGUCAUACUUGUUCGAAAACAUUUUGACCUUGUCUUUACGAUGCGAAGAUACAUAAAUUUUUGACAGUGACGCAUCUAAACAAUACGCUUGCCGUUUUGGCCGUUAGUAUGUAUAAACAUGAAUGAAGGUGUGGCAAAAAAUGCAGUGUUUGACUAAAGUUGACCUUUCGACAAUUUCAUGUAUCACUAUUCAAGUUAUAACUCAAAAACCACUCUAAAAUUAACAUCUACUUUGUUUCUAUUAGUGUAUUAUAAUUUUUUAAUGUUUGUUAUUAUACAAAGUUUCUAUACAUUCGUGCAUCAAAUAGUAAAUGGUUGAUUUCUACAUCUAGGGUGAUGUCUACAUGGUAGUUUGCAUUUUAGGAUUGUGCUAAGAUAAGUUUAUAGAUUGAAUACGUAAUCAUUCAAUAACGUGCCAAUAUGAGCCCGCAUUAGAGAUUGCAAACAGUAAUUUUCUUGAGAUCUCGCAUAAAUAUGUAUGAAUGCUGUUAAUUUUGGGUCAAGAUGAACACCGGUAUUACUGGAUAAUGUGACAUUUAAUGCACAUCAUUUAAAUACUUUGAGAAAACCACAAAACUAAUAUGUUAUUACUUUAGCGAAAGAUUUCACCGCAAAAGGAAAAUAAGACAGGAAAAGCAAAGAGAAUAUGGGAAAUUCACAACGCAUUUUCGUAAAAUAAUAACGGGAAAAUUAGCGAAACAGCAAAUUUGCUUGUUUGAAAAACUAUGACAAUACAUGAUAUUAUACGAUGAAAUGUUACAAAAACAAGAUUGAUUGUAAUUAUACGCGCACCAACCAAAUAUUGCACAGUUGUCCGAAUUCUUUAGCAAUGCAGUUAACAAAAUCAAGUUCAUUGAUAAUGUUGCGACCGACGUCGGUAGCAAAGGUCCGGGGUUCAGUGACCCUAGGUGCGUGUUGCCGCGUCAGAUAACUUGCGGACACGCCACUGUGCGCACGCACACUUGAUAUCCACGUUUUGUGCGAUAAUUCGACAUCGUUGGGUGAAGAAAUAUCAUCGUAUUUAGUGUUGGUGAAAAAUCAACACUGAAUCGUUCAGUAGGCAAACUGGCAUAACUUUGGACAUCUCUCGUAGAUUGAUGUUAUAUUAUAUAUAACAUUAUAAUAUUUCAAUUAUCAUUGUGUGCAGUAUAGUAAUUUGUAAAAGCAUCUAAUAAAAUAGUAUCAAACAAAAAAUAUGUUACAUUACCUUACGGAAUUAAAAAGUAGCACGAAUCUAUUUACCAUGUAUGCUGUACACGUGCAAAAUGUCGUAAUAAAUGUAAUAUAGCAACUAUCGAACUCUUUUGUAGAAUUUAUAUUGUAACAUUAGGUAAAUGUUAUAGUCCGCGCGCACCUGCUAGUCACUGGAAUAGUAGGGGUGUAUGCUUAUCGAUAUCUUUGGCAGUCGUGUAUGCAGGUUGCUUGCAGAUUUUAGGAAUAGACUAGAGAAGUUUUUAUUUCCUCGCUGGUUAUUAUAAUGUUCACCUGGUUUUGUUAAUGUGUUACUGUGCAUUGAGUAUAAGUAUCGUACUAAGCCUGUAUGAAAGACUAGCGCGGAGGUGACUAUCAGUGGUGCACGGACUAUAUCAUUGUAUAGCUCGCAUGACAGCAAUUAUAUUUAUAUAAUUUUUUAUUUUACUUUUAUACCUGUUUUUUGUAAUCAUCGACUGUUACCUUUAGUAAGGCGAAGAAUUUAUUAAUUUUUAUUUUUUUUAAGUUUUAUGAAUCUAUUGUAUAUGACGAAGACUUGGCAAUUUAUCAUUUUAAUAACAAGACUUUUGUAGUUGUAGAAUGUAUGAAUGUAGCGUAAAAUGUAGUACGAGUUAUGGCAUUAUAUUUAUCUAUAUUUUUAACAAUUGUAUACAGAUUAGUGAUGCAUUGACUAGUGGAAGACGGAUCGAGAAAGCACACUUCAAUGUUUUCAUGACGCAUUGCAGUUUAUUUGUAAAGAGCGACACGACUUCGCGCGUCUGCAUGUAAAAUCGAGCAUUUACACACAACAAAAUGACUUCAUUAAUCUAGACCUUUUAUGUAUAAAAUUAUUAAUAAAUAACAUGUUUAUCAUUGCCAGAAUGCGCGAGGACAUUCGCUUUACAAUAUUUAUCGUGACCUCGUCGUUUUUGCACUCGAACGUUGCAUUAGUUUGAUCUUGUUAGUCGAAUAAUGUAUGCUUGUAGUCGUAAAAUAAAAUGUUUUCGAAUUGUCUUUGUAAAAGUUCGAUUGGAAAAUUGGCAGAGAUUUUACCUCAAUACGUCACAUGUAAAGUUCAGUAAAUAUUGGAUACUACUAUGUUGCAAUAAAAACCGCAGAUAUAAACUCUUCUCACUUAAUAAUCACCAUGGGCAGUUAUACUUAUAUAUAAAUAUACUUAAAACAUGUACCUGUCAUAAACUCACGUAUUGAUUUCAUUGAAUUGUCUACAGUUUGUAUUGUAAAAUAGUAGAUUCACGUACCUCUAGAUAUAAAACUUAAAUCCCAGUAGUUUUAUGUACUUAUUGAUAAGAUCAUGCGUUUUUCUGUCUACUGCUGGACAUAGAUGUGGUAAACGCAGUGGAUUUUUCUCCUCAUUUUAUAAAACUGUUUUUUUUAUAGUACCUAUUUGAUAUUAAAUAACGAACCCAGUGUUCGGUUAUAAAUGAAAUGAGUUUAGAAUUUUGGAUUUGAUGUUUUUAACUAUUUUGCUCGUCAUGUACUUAUUUGAGCAGUAUUGUAGAAUUCUAUAUAUGUAUAUUUGGUGCGACGUAAGCAAGAACGGUCGCCAUCUAAUUUUUUGAAACUAAUGCCCAAGGAACUCUCAAUUUCUUUCUUUUUUUGCAGAUUUUAAAAUUCUUCUUAUAGAAUAAUUAACCGUGAGCUCUCAUUUAUUUUUUAGAAAGAUAUUUGCAUAUUCCACUUACUCAUUUAUAAUUUUUUCAUCAAGUCGUUCUUGCGCAAACGAUUCAGUUUUUUCUACAAUUGAAUACUACUUAUCGUCUUAGCCAUAAGAUUAGUUUAAGAUUAUUGUCAAGUGUUGUUUGUGUUUGUUAUUUUGAAUGAUCUGACAUUAUGAAAUGCCGUCCAUUUUUAUUUUUUUUUGUAUGAAUCUCAACUGUACUUAACCGAUGUAAAGUGAGUGAUUAAAAGAAUUAGCACAAUA
Molecule: messenger RNA, 6115 nt
Organism: Manduca sexta (tobacco hornworm)
Lineage: Eukaryota; Metazoa; Arthropoda; Insecta; Lepidoptera; Sphingidae
Product: putative tyrosine-protein kinase Wsck
Exons: 1
Coding region: 480-2666 (728 amino acids)
Biological process (GO): protein phosphorylation; multicellular organism development; cell surface receptor protein tyrosine kinase signaling pathway
Cellular component (GO): basal plasma membrane; signaling receptor complex
Molecular function (GO): transmembrane receptor protein tyrosine kinase activity; ATP binding; protein binding
Source: RefSeq, a predicted model, not a curated record